AUGGCUGAAGAAUACGAAGGUGCGGAUUUUGAGUCUGAAGAGGAGGCCUUUGAGGAAGUAAUUGAAGAGGAGGCUGAAACAAAUGCAGAUAAUGUCACUUACGUAACUUCGGGUGAACCACCACGAACCCAACCUGGGAUGAGCAUGCCACCAGCUGGCCCAGUAGAAAAGAGUAAGCGCAUUACCACACCCUAUCUGACCAAGUACGAACGGGCUCGAGUGUUGGGUGCUCGCGCCCUCCAGCUUUCCAUGUCCGCCCCAGUCAUGGUUGAGUUGAGUGGGGAACGUGAUCCCCUCAAAAUUGCCGAGAAGGAACUACGUGCUAACAAAAUUCCCAUUAUUAUCAGGCGCUAUUUGCCCGACGGGAGUUUUGAAGACUGGAAUCUGGAUGAGCUGAUUCUCGUGGACUAA
Molecule: messenger RNA, 411 nt
Organism: Echinococcus granulosus
Lineage: Eukaryota; Metazoa; Platyhelminthes; Cestoda; Cyclophyllidea; Taeniidae
Product: DNA-directed RNA polymerases I, II, and III subunit RPABC2
Exons: 2
Coding region: 1-411 (136 amino acids)
Biological process (GO): DNA-templated transcription
Cellular component (GO): RNA polymerase I complex; RNA polymerase III complex; nucleus
Molecular function (GO): DNA binding; DNA-directed RNA polymerase activity
Source: RefSeq, a predicted model, not a curated record